ACAAUGAAUGCUGCUACUCUCUAAAAAUGAAUGUAUCAAAGAGGAAAUAACCUCCUUGGCAUGCUUGCAGCUAUACAACGUAUUUGUUUCACUGCUUUCAACCGCCUGUGCUGGAGGCUCAGAAUAAGUCAAUGGGAGGAGGAUUUCAGUCACAGCAGCAAGCAAGUCUAGUGAACAGAUAAGAUGACAUGCUCGGCAAAAUAACAACGAAACCAGAGGGGGAACUCUCUGGCAUGCAAGUUCAAACACGACUCUACAACUACGGCAGAAAAAGAGAGAGAGAGAAACUAAAAAAUAUAUAUAUCCUAUUUUUUUCACAGCUAUCAGUUUCUUUCACUGAGCUUUCCUAAAUUUAAGCCUCUAGAAAUAAUAAAUACUUGGAUAUCUUACCUACAAACAUGGACAGAUGUGUGUACGCGCUCAUUUUAGAGAACUUGAAUUUUUUUUUUUUAAAGGAAGGUGUCAACUUUGGCUUUUGAGUGUUUGGCAUGGGUACAAUGCCUUAAAAAAACAGAUGAGCAGCUUAGCUACUAACCAUGCUGACCACUGUUCGGAACGGGAUUGAAUCACAGAAAAACAGCAAAUGGCUCUCUCUUACAGAGUGUCUGAACUUCAAAGCACAAUUCCUGAGCACAUUUUGCAGAGCACCUUUGUUCACGUUAUCUCUUCUAACUGGUCUGGAUUACAGACAGAAUCAAUACCAGAGGAAAUGAAACAGAUUGUUGAGGAACAGGGAAAUAAACUGCACUGGGCAGCUCUUCUGAUACUCAUGGUGAUAAUACCCACAAUUGGUGGAAAUACCCUUGUUAUUCUGGCUGUUUCGCUGGAGAAAAAGCUGCAGUAUGCUACUAAUUACUUUCUAAUGUCCUUGGCGGUGGCUGAUUUGCUGGUUGGAUUGUUUGUGAUGCCAAUUGCCCUCUUGACAAUAAUGUUUGAGGCUAUGUGGCCCCUCCCACUUGUUCUAUGUCCUGCCUGGUUAUUUCUUGACGUUCUCUUUUCAACUGCAUCCAUCAUGCAUCUCUGUGCCAUUUCAGUGGAUCGUUACAUAGCCAUCAAAAAGCCAAUCCAGGCCAAUCAAUAUAACUCACGGGCUACAGCAUUCAUCAAGAUUACAGUGGUGUGGUUAAUUUCAAUAGGCAUUGCCAUUCCAGUCCCUAUUAAAGGGAUAGAGACUGAUGUGGACAACCCAAACAAUAUCACUUGUGUGCUGACAAAGGAACGUUUUGGCAAUUUCAUGCUCUUUGGCUCACUGGCUGCCUUCUUCACACCUCUUGCAAUUAUGAUUGUCACCUACUUUCUCACUAUCCACGCUUUACAGAAGAAGGCUUACUUAGUCAAAAACAAGCCACCUCAACGCCUAACAUGGUUGACUGUGUCUACAGUUUUCCAAAGGGAUGAAACACCUUGCUCGUCACCGGAAAAAGUGGCAAUGCUGGAUGGUUCUCGAAAGGACAAGGCUCUGCCCAACUCAGGUGAUGAAACACUUAUGCGAAGAACAUCCACAAUUGGGAAAAAGUCAGUGCAGACCAUUUCCAACGAACAGAGAGCCUCAAAGGUCCUAGGGAUUGUGUUUUUCCUCUUUUUGCUUAUGUGGUGUCCCUUCUUUAUUACAAAUAUAACUUUAGUUUUAUGUGAUUCCUGUAACCAAACUACUCUCCAAAUGCUCCUGGAGAUAUUUGUGUGGAUAGGCUAUGUUUCCUCAGGAGUGAAUCCUUUGGUCUACACCCUCUUCAAUAAGACAUUUCGGGACGCAUUUGGCCGAUAUAUCACCUGCAAUUACCGGGCCACAAAGUCAGUAAAAACUCUCAGAAAACGCUCCAGUAAGAUCUACUUCCGGAAUCCAAUGGCAGAGAACUCUAAGUUUUUCAAGAAACAUGGAAUUCGAAAUGGGAUUAAUCCUGCCAUGUACCAGAGUCCAAUGAGGCUCCGAAGUUCAACCAUUCAGUCUUCAUCAAUCAUUCUACUAGAUACACUUCUCCUCACUGAAAAUGAAGGUGACAAAACUGAAGAGCAAGUUAGUUAUGUAUAGCAGAACUGGCAGUUGUCAUCAAACAUAAUGAUGAGUAAGAAGAUGAAUGAGAUGUAAAUGUGCCAAGAAUAUAUUAUAUAAAGAAUUUUAUGUCAUAUAUCAAAUCAUCUCUUUAACCUAAGACGUAAGUAUUAAGAAUAUCUAAUUUUCCUAAUUUGGACAAGAUUAUUCCAUGAGGAAAAUAAUUUUAUAUGGCUACAAAUGAAAACAAUCCAGCACUCUGGUUAAAUUUUAAGGUAUUCGAAUGAAAUAAAGUCAAAUCAAUAAAUUUCAGGCUUUAAAAAGAA
Gorilla gorilla gorilla (western lowland gorilla) is the source of this 2316-nucleotide messenger RNA. RefSeq names its product 5-hydroxytryptamine receptor 2B (gene HTR2B). The record is from RefSeq and is a predicted model, not a curated record. Gene Ontology annotation, biological process: smooth muscle contraction; regulation of behavior; heart development. The transcript is spliced from 4 exons. Gene Ontology annotation, molecular function: G protein-coupled serotonin receptor activity; neurotransmitter receptor activity. Gene Ontology annotation, cellular component: dendrite; plasma membrane. Lineage: Eukaryota; Metazoa; Chordata; Mammalia; Primates; Hominidae. Bases 584 to 2029 code for a protein of 481 amino acids.